Messenger RNA from Cuscuta campestris, 3433 nucleotides. Lineage: Eukaryota; Viridiplantae; Streptophyta; Magnoliopsida; Solanales; Convolvulaceae. The record is from the annotation of a GenBank genome assembly.
ACAGACGAUUUUUGUAAUUAUUUAUUUGUGCAAAACAUGUAUUCACCCAACAAUACCAUUAUUCAAUUUGAUUAGAGAAGUUCAAAAAAGGAAAGAAAGUAGAGAAGGGAAGGUGGGAGGAGUAGUACCAUUACUGAAUUGCGGUGGGUAGUAGCUUCAGGAAGAAGACUAGAAGAGACUCCCACCUCCGCAGCGGCUUAUCCGCCCCCCAUUUCCCCACCACCCCCGGUGGCGCUGACUAGCUCUUGUGAACGAGGAAAUCCUGCUCGAUUCCUCGUCGAUGAGACUCCAUGUCGAAGAUGAAGCAUUUGCUCCGGAAACUUCACAUCGGCAGCGGCGUGACCGAUCACCACCAUCCCCCGCACCACCGACCGCCGACGCCGCCGAUUGAUCCGCCUCCGAUUGGUGAAUCGGACGCUUCGUUGACCUUGGGGUCUUCCUCUGCGGAAACCACGCCCUCUUCGUCGUCCGCAUUGCCCAGAGGUGGGCCGUCCAAUUCCGGGUCGGAUUCCGCCACCGACUUCAAUUUCUUCGAGGAGGAGUUUCAGGUCCAGCUGGCCUUGGCGAUUAGCGUGUCCGACCCGGAUUCCCGCGAGGAUCCGGAAACCGCUCAGAUCAAGGCUGCCCAACAGAUUAGCUUGGGUUGUUCCCCCUCCGAGACCAGCUCUGAAUUUCUUUCUCGUCGUUACUGGAGCUACAAUGUUGUAAAUUACGAUGAGAAGGUGAUGGAUGGGUUCUAUGAUGUAUAUGGAUUUAACUCAAAUGCAGUGGUUCAAGGGAAGAUGCCACUCUUAGCGGAUCUUGAAGCAAUUUCCGUUUCAGAAGAUUUUAACCAUGAAGCCAUCUUAGUGAACCGGGCUACUGAUGCAGAAUUGCUACAGCUAGAGGAGAGAGUGUCCUUUAUAUGUAGGGAGUGCCAAGCUUCGAAGAAGCAACCCAUUACAAAUAUCUUGGUUCAGAAAAUUGCUGAUCUAGUUGUCGAUAAAAUGGGAGGUUCUGUUAAUGAUACUGAGGAAAUAUCUAGAAGGUGGAUUGCCAGGAGUUUUGAAUUAAGGAUUUCCUUGAACUCUAUUAUACUUCCCCUUGGCUGUCUAAAUGUUGGGCUCUCUCGGCAUAGAGCCUUACUUUUUAAGGUACUUGCAGAUAGAAUCAACCUUCCAUGCAAACUAGUUAAAGGGAGCUACUAUACUGGGACUGAUGACGGAGCUGUUAACUUGAUAAAAUUUGAGAAUGGAAGUGAGUAUAUAAUUGAUCUAAUGGGUGCACCUGGAACACUAAUUCCUGCUGAAGCACCAAAUUCUCAAUUUCAGAGUCAUGCAUUAGAUAUGAAGAGUGUUGCACCGAUUUCUGGAAGUUCUUUUUUGAGUAUUGAUGCAAAAGGAGAUUCAGAAGGUGCUUUGGAUAAAACUCAAAGCAAGCAGGUUAUAGAUGACCGUGGGAAUCAUCCUCUAUUAUCAAGCAGAUUAUAUGAAGAUUCAGCAGUUUGCCCUAAUCCUUCAUCAGUUCAGCAGGGGUUUCAAGCUGACAAUGCUUCUGAGUAUUUCCCCAAUCUAACACAGCGACUUCAAAACAUUUCUCUAGAGGGCAGUGCUCAUAUAUCUUCAAAUGCUGCUGUAGUAGAAGUAGGUGAAUAUCAGUUAUCAGAAAAAUUGGUUGUUGAUACCGGAGUAUUUAAAAAAAGAAGUGAGCAUUCUAUUGUACCCUUCACUGGAGUACACUUUCCAGGAAUUGACACCUUUCAUGGCAAUAUUAAAGCAUCUACUGGUGGCUGGCCCAAGAAGCUUGAAAAUAACCUGUCUAGUGAUGCUUCAGGUGACAAGUUCUAUAUGGAGCUUGGGAAUGUUACUGGCAAUGACUGUAAUGAGAAAGAAUCCUCUAUGAAUGUGACAGAAGCUGCAAGUUACUUCCCAUCUAAGUCAUACACUCUGCUCAAAGAACAAGUUGAUCCCAUGCUGUUUGCUGUGGCAGACUGGGAAAUUCCAUGGGAGCAUCUUCAGAUUGGUGAACGCAUUGGUAUUGGAUCAUAUGGGGAGGUUUAUCGUGCCGAAUGGAAUGGCACAGAAGUUGCUGUGAAAAAAUUCAUGAAUCAGGACAUCACAGCCGAUGCACUAGAACAGUUUAAAUGCGAAGUUGAAAUUAUGUUGAGGUUGAGACAUCCAAAUGUUGUCCUCUUCAUGGGAGCCGUCACUCGCCCCCCAAAUCUAUCCAUACUAACUGAGUUCCUACCAAGAGGGAGCUUAUAUAAGCUAUUGCAUCGCUCUUCACCAAUUGAAAUUGAUGAAAAAAGACGAUUGCGGAUGGCUUUUGAUGUGGCAAAGGGAAUGAACUAUUUGCACACUAGCCAUCCUAUCAUUGUUCAUCGAGAUUUGAAGACUCCAAAUCUUCUUGUUGAUAAAAACUGGGUAGUGAAGGUUUGUGACUUUGGGAUGUCUCGAAUGAAGCACCAUACGUUUCUGUCCUCAAAGUCAACAGCUGGGACGGCAGAGUGGAUGGCACCUGAGGUUUUGAGGAAUGAACCAUCAAACGAAAAAUCUGAUGUGUACAGUUUUGGUGUAAUUUUAUGGGAGCUGGCCACUUUGCAAGUACCGUGGUCAGGGAUGAACUCGAUGCAGGUAGUUGGAGCCGUAGGCUUUCAGGGCAGACGUCUCACAAUUCCUUCCCAUGUUGAUCCAAUGGUGUCAGAGAUUAUUACCAACUGCUGGAACCAAGAUCCACAGGCGCGACCUUCUUUUGCACAGAUCAUAACCCGUCUCAAGUUUCUUCAGCAUCUUAGUCUCAAGAUUUCAUGAAGUCGUACAUAUCGGCAAUGUCAUUUCCACCACAGGCCGAAUGGUAUCUCAAGGUGUUGGGUUCAUUCGAAGUGGGAACUCAACACUGCCCAUUCCAUUGCACUCUUGUGGUAAGGAUUGUUUGUUUGUAUCCUCUAAUGUCAGCGGCUGUGCAAAGUGCAGCCCAAAGCCUGAAAAAAAAAGAACUUUGAAAUCUUUAUUUUAAAAAAAGAAGAAAAUAAAUGGGUUUUCUUAUUAAAAAAAAGAUUAGUAGGUUUUAUUGUGGUUUGUAAAUUAUGUAUGACGUGAAUUAUGUAAGCGGCCCCUUCGAAGGAGGUGUGAUUGGCGGAGGCAACACAGAAGGGUCGAAUCUGUGGAGGCCAUUAACAAAGCAAUUGUAAAACAUUUGGCCUUUACAGAUUUGUACCAAUAGGGAAAAAAAAUCCAAUCAAAAUGAAGAAGAUUAGUUUACUCUUUCCUCUAUCUUUCUUGAGUCCAGCUUUAUGAUUCCCUAAAAAAGGUUUGCUUUGAUUUGUUUGGAUUCAAAUAUUUCUGAACCAUAUGAUUUUGGGAAGUACAUGUGAUGUUUAUCUAUCAUACAGCCAAAAGAUGGAUGAAUAUUCUCAUUUUUCCCCCUUAAAUUCUAAAGGAGAUGAAGGACCUAU